GAAGAAAAACAGUGUUACCAAGGUACGAAUGUAUCUAUAACCCUAGUUACCGUUCCAUAAUAAAUCAAUUUAUAAUAAAUCGUGUGUAGUUAAAAUAUUUAUUAUCUAUUUAUUAUUACAUAACGGUGCUAGAAUUUAUUAAAAUGCUAUCAUAAGUAUUCGAUAUAUAAAUUAUAUGUUAAAACCUCGUGAUCGAAGUGCGUGUAUGAAUGUAUAUUGAGUAGCCGCGAUUUUUUUGACAGUUUAGUGCAUACACCUGUCUUGUGCCCUAAAAUUUUUCGAAAAAUUAAUUAUAAUUCUUAUAAUGUCAAAACAUAAAGAUAACCGUUGGUCUAAUUACGCGCUGAGAAUUAUAAUAAAUACAGUAUCCCAUCCAUUCGAAUACGCGAAAGUAUUAAUACAGAUCGGCUACGAACCGAUUCCACCAAAAGCUACAAAAACCCUAUUCGGAAAACACGCUCUUAAAUUACCAAACAUUUUUGAAUAUGUAAAACAUAUUAAAUCUGUCGACGGGUUCGUUGGUUGUUACAACGGAUUAGCACCGAAAGUAUGUGGAAAUUUAAUGAGCGCCAUCGCUACACAAAGACUUACGGAUUAUUUCCAACCCCCUGUAGAACAAGAAGAUUUAGAGGAAGAACCAACAGAUGAACAACAGAGAAAAAAUUUUAUAAGAGCCCUUAAAUGUGAAGUAAUGACGCAUUCGGUUGCUAUAGUCGUUAGUCAACCUUUUCACGUGAUUACGGUUAGAAUGAUGGCUCAGUUUAUUGGAAAAGAAACUAAAUACGCGGGUAUAUUCAGUUCAGUUCAAGAGAUUUACCGCGAAAACGGUCUAUUAGGUUUUUUUAGCGGCUUAAUACCGAGACUUAUCGGUGAUAUAUUGUCGGUAUUAUUGGCCAGCGGUUUAACAUACAUCAUAAAUAGAUAUGUUAUCGACGAGAAGGAAUUGAAAGUUUAUACCUCACCAACCAUGACGGUAAAUACAAUUCCCCGUCAAUUACGUACUUUUCUAAUAAAAUUUUCCUUUCAGUUUUUAUCGACGACCAUAACUUAUCCGUUUCAAGUUAUAUCGAACUGCAUGGCGGUAACGGACAGUGGUUUAACCGCUGGUUCACCCCCAUAUAUGCCUCACUACAAGAAUUGGAUCGAUUGUUGGGGCGAUUUAUCCAACAGGAAUCAAUUGAAGAGAGGAUCUAGUCUAUUAGUUCGAUAUUAUGUCGGUCCUUCUAUAAUAAUCGGAGGACAACCUGUACCAUUUACUACUAACAAUGAUAAAUUGAUGUAAAAUCGCACUUUUUAAAUUAUUUUUUACAAUAUUAUAACGAUUUUGUUUGUGAAUAGAAAAAUCUAGUUACUAA
Molecule: messenger RNA, 1355 nt
Organism: Diorhabda sublineata
Lineage: Eukaryota; Metazoa; Arthropoda; Insecta; Coleoptera; Chrysomelidae
Product: mitochondrial carrier homolog 2-like
Exons: 5
Coding region: 305-1282 (325 amino acids)
Source: RefSeq, a predicted model, not a curated record